Apaloderma vittatum (bar-tailed trogon) is the source of this 570-nucleotide messenger RNA. RefSeq names its product sickle tail protein homolog. Bases 10 to 570 code for a protein of 186 amino acids. NCBI's taxonomy places the organism in Eukaryota, Metazoa, Chordata, Aves, Trogoniformes, Trogonidae. Gene Ontology annotation, cellular component: cytoplasm. The record is from RefSeq and is a predicted model, not a curated record. The transcript has 3 exons.
GCAGGGACAAUGGAGGAGAAGGAAUGCCAGAAACUUGAGCUGUGCCUGGCUUUCUCAACAGACAGCAGGCAGAUGAAGGACCAGACAAAGCCCACUUUGCACGUAACAUCACUAGACGAUGCAGAAUGUCUCCAAACUAAAGAGCGCCUUUCGACCCCGAACAGUCACACUUCUUCUAAUUCAAAGUCCACUCGCAACAUCCCCCGAAGACAUACAGUAGGUGGCCCUCGCAGUUCCAAAGAAAUACUAGGAAUGCAAACCUCGGAAAUGGACAGGAAGAGAGAGGCUUUUCUUGAGCAUCUGAAACAGAAGUAUCCCCACCAUGCUACAGCAAUAAUGGGACAUCAGGAGAGACUGAGAGAUCAGGCAGUUGGCAUGGUGUCUGUCGCUGGAGAAUUCAGACGAAAACGUGUGAUAGAAACAGCAUCAAAAGCUUUCUGGAAAUCGGUGGAGAACUUCUCCCUGCUGGACAUUGCGGAAGGGUGGGCUGGGAUGGAGCGAGGAGACAUAGAUCCCAAAACGCUUUUCUUGGCCCCAUCGGCACUGGUGUCGAUGUCAAUGAUGGCCUAA